GCUGCUUCUAAGGAGGCUGAAGCUGCUCGCUCUGCGCCCAAGCCUAUGUCACCCUCGGAUUUCCUGGAUAAGCUAAUGGGGAGAACCUCUGGAUAUGACGCCAGGAUCAGGCCCAACUUUAAAGGUCCCCCGGUGAAUGUGAGCUGCAACAUUUUCAUCAACAGCUUUGGUUCCAUUGCUGAGACAACGAUGGACUACAGGGUCAACAUCUUCCUGCGCCAGCAGUGGAAUGACCCCCGGCUGGCCUACAAUGAAUACCCGGACGACUCUCUGGACCUGGACCCAUCCAUGCUGGACUCCAUCUGGAAACCUGACCUGUUCUUUGCCAACGAGAAGGGGGCCCACUUCCACGAGAUCACCACAGACAACAAACUGCUGAGGAUCUCCCGGAACGGGAACGUCCUCUACAGCAUCAGAAUCACCCUGACCCUGGCCUGCCCCAUGGACUUGAAGAAUUUCCCCAUGGAUGUCCAGACAUGCAUCAUGCAACUGGAAAGCUUUGGAUACACCAUGAAUGACCUCAUCUUUGAGUGGCAGGAGCAGGGAGCUGUGCAGGUGGCAGAUGGACUAACGCUGCCCCAGUUUAUCCUGAAGGAGGAGAAGGACCUGAGAUACUGCACCAAGCACUACAACACAGGCAAAUUCACGUGCAUCGAGGCGCGGUUCCACCUGGAGCGCCAGAUGGGCUACUACCUGAUCCAGAUGUACAUCCCCAGCCUGCUCAUCGUCAUCCUCUCGUGGAUCUCCUUCUGGAUCAACAUGGAUGCCGCACCCGCCCGCGUGGGCCUGGGCAUCACCACCGUGCUCACCAUGACCACCCAGAGCUCUGGCUCCCGGGCGUCCCUGCCCAAGGUGUCCUAUGUGAAAGCCAUUGACAUUUGGAUGGCGGUGUGCCUGCUCUUCGUGUUCUCAGCCCUGCUGGAGUACGCUGCUGUCAACUUUGUGUCUCGGCAGCACAAAGAGCUGCUCCGAUUCAGGAGGAAGCGAAGACAUCACAAGGUAGGCCUUUGGGUCACUGCCUCAGGAGGGGCAGCUGGCAGUAAAUGGAAGAGCUUCCGGCACCCUUGUCUGUGACACUUUUUUCACUGAACCAUCCUUCUCAAUGGGUAAGGCAGGCACAGAAUAGGGAUUAAAAGUCUAGAAGUCCUAACUUCCCCUCCCAUAUUAAAUGAUGCCCUGAUUGGAUCUACAGGAACCACUCUUCCCACCAUAACACAACAGAAAUUAGCAGGUUACACCUGGACGCAGAAUGAUAGGGCCAAGAUAACAACAGACUGUGUACUAAGCAUCCAGGCUGA
This is a messenger RNA of Manis pentadactyla (Chinese pangolin), 1298 nucleotides long. RefSeq names its product glycine receptor subunit alpha-1. Gene Ontology annotation, cellular component: plasma membrane; postsynaptic membrane; neuron projection. Gene Ontology annotation, biological process: nervous system process; signal transduction; chloride transmembrane transport. The transcript is spliced from 7 exons. Bases 46 to 1074 code for a protein of 342 amino acids. The record is from RefSeq and is a predicted model, not a curated record. NCBI's taxonomy places the organism in Eukaryota, Metazoa, Chordata, Mammalia, Pholidota, Manidae. Gene Ontology annotation, molecular function: chloride channel activity; transmitter-gated monoatomic ion channel activity; glycine binding.